This is a messenger RNA of Sinocyclocheilus grahami, 3110 nucleotides long. Its product is annotated as transcriptional repressor p66-beta-like. Gene Ontology annotation, molecular function: sequence-specific DNA binding. The transcript is spliced from 11 exons. Gene Ontology annotation, cellular component: NuRD complex. Lineage: Eukaryota; Metazoa; Chordata; Actinopteri; Cypriniformes; Cyprinidae. The coding region runs from base 569 to 2509 and encodes 646 amino acids. Gene Ontology annotation, biological process: negative regulation of transcription by RNA polymerase II. The record is from RefSeq and is a predicted model, not a curated record.
AAUGGCAAAUCAAAUUUCGUGCGAAUCACUCCAGUCCGCAUAUGCGGCCUAAAAUCAACCUUCUAAAACUGAUAAUUGCGGAAAAGUACAGUAUGUUUUGUUCGUCUGCAAGUUUUGGAAACGGCUGGAAGAAUGUCCAAAUGUUGUGUGGAAUCGCGGCGGUUUCACACCAUAAUGUUCCUCAAAAUGCUCCGGUCGAUCGGAAAGAAGACGGAGUUAAUAUGGCUGUCCACAAUUUAUCUGUCAGUGUAGUAAGCUCGCCUUGUGCUGCCUACACGACGCGCAUAACAACCCAUUUAGUUCCCAUCAUUUUAGAGCUUCUUGUCCCUCCCCUCCAGACACAGACAACAACAUACACCUUAAUAGGGGCGCGUCUCCGACACAGCCGCCGACCAAUAACCCGUCUGUCUGGGCAGAGACCAAGGGGAUGAGCGCUCGCCGAGGCCCAAUCAGCGCUUUUGUGUUGCCUGCCGGUGCCGGGGACUGGUCGUGAAGAGCUACAGCAGCGCUUCAGGAUCGGAGAGUGAACCCGGAGCCAGAGGAACCUGAAGGGUAAAGGCGAGUCAGGAUGGAGCGGAUGUCUGAGGAGGCGUUGAGGCUGAACCUGCUGAAGCGGGGUCUGGAGGCACAAGAUGAGCGGGACGAGGCUCUGUCCAAGCGCCUGAAGAUGGAGGGUCACGAGGCCAUGGAGAGGCUUAAGAUGCUUGCCCUCCUUAAACGCAAGGAUCUGGUCGCUUUGGAGGGGGCAGCGGUUGCAGCAGCCAUGGCAGAGGGCAAAGGCCCCGGGGGCAGCCAGGGGCUGAUGGGAGCUGUGGCCUACGAGGAGAAGAUGAAUGGAAGUUUGAGAGUCGGGGGCCAUGGAGGUCCCAGUAAGAAUGGGAAGGAAAACAUAGUGGAUGAGCCAGUGGACAUGAGUGCCAGAAGGAGUGAAAUAGUUCGGGAGCGACGCACUCCAUCGCCAGACGUUAUCAUUUUAUCAGACAACGAGGCAUCCAGCCCCCGGAGCACACCUCACCCUGAGGAGAAACGGAAUCAGGCCAACCUGGAGAUGUUUAAGGGGAAGACUGGCGACGAGCGGCAGCAGAUGAUCAAAGCUCUCCGAGAGGAGCUCAGGCUGGAGGAGGCCAAGUUGGUGCUCCUGAAGAAACUGAGACAGAGUCAGAUGCAGAAGGAGAACGUUGUGCAAAAGGUGCCGGUGGUCCAGAAUGCCCCAUCAUCAGUGCAGCCGUCACCCAUGCACAGCUCUCAGGGGCUCGGGAAACUAACUGUGCGGCCUGGCAUGCACUCAUCUGAGCCUCAGAGCCUGCGCACUGCACAGGGCCACACAGUAAUCAGGUCUGCUAUCAAUGCAUCUUUGCCCCCAAUGAUGAUGUCACAACGGGUUAUUGCACCCAAUCCUGCCCAGCUUCAGGGCCAGAGAAUGCCCUCCAAGCUGGGCAUGGGCCGCUCCUCCACAGGUGGUUUGGGUAACACAGUAAGCUAUCAGCAGGCUGCCAGCCAGCAGGUGGGGGUCUCGCAGCGUUCAGGCUCGUCCUCAGCUAUCUACAUGAACCUGGCACACAUGCAGGCAGCGGGAGCAGCUGGUGUGGCUGGCGUCGGGGUGGGAGUGAGUGGGGUUGGUGCUGUCAGCCCCUCUACCCUUUCCAGCGCCUCCAGUGUCGCUUCUCUGAACGACCAGGCCAGCAGCCAAGCAGCCGCUAAACUAGCCCUCCGCAAGCAGCUGGAGAAGACCCUGCUGGAGAUACCUCCACCUAAACCUCCAGCGCCCCUGCUGCACUUCCUGCCCUCUGCUGCCAACUCUGAGUUCAUCUACAUGGUGGGGUUGGAGGAGGUCGUGCAGAGCGUCAUUGAUAGUCAGGGUAAAAUGCGGGGGUCACUGCCACACAUGGAGCCGUUCUUCUGUGCCCAGUGCAGGACUGACUUCACCCCUCACUGGAAGCAGGAGAAAAGUGGUCGCAUCCUCUGUGAGCAGUGCAUGACGUCCAAUCAGAAGAAGGCCUUGAAGGCUGAGCACACCAAUAGGCUCAAGAACGCUUUCGUUAAGGCUCUGCAGCAAGAACAGGAAAUAGAGCAGAGGUUGCAGCAGCAGGCUGCUCUGUCCCCCAGCUCCGCCCAGACUGUGCCCAGCGUGAGCAAAGGGGAGACCAUGAUUCGACACCAUGCCCUCCGACAGACUCCCCAGCCACAGGCUGCUCUACAGCGGAGUCUGUCCAGCUCAGCACGAGGUGUCCUCUCUAACUUCGCCCAGGCCUCCCAGCUCUCAGUGGCCAGUGGGCUGCUGGAUAUGACAAGCAAGCGCUGUGGCAGCAGCAGUUCCAGCAGCAGCAGUCGGGCUCAGCAUGACAGCCGCAGACAGAUCUACAACAUCCCUGGUCUGAAUAUUGCUUAUCUAAAUCCGGGAGCCAUUGGGGGCCACAAGGCAUCCAGCCUAGCGGACCGUCAGCGGGAGUAUCUGCUCGACAUGAUUCCCCCACGCUCCAUAUCUCAGUCCAUCACCGGGCAGAAAUGAGCCCUGACGGGACUGCAGAUCCCUCUUUCGGACGCCCCACCACCCCUCUGUUCUACAUCAGAACAUCCCACCCCAACACAUACACACGCACACCAUCACCCCAUCGCAUGCAGUGCCUGUCCGUGUGCCUACCCAACUAACCCAUAAGAACAGCUCAAUCAGUCAGACUAUAAACACCAGACUGUCAGUGCAUCUCAAACUUCGGUUUCCUACUAUAGCAAAGCUCUUUAUUGUUAUCUCAAAUUAUUAUUGCUGUCGUUAAUGCUACUUCUAUUAUUAUCACAGUUAUUAUUAUUAGUAUUAUUGUUGCUUCUGUUACAGUUACUCUUAUUACACUUAUUAGUAGGUUUAGUGUUUUUUUUUGCAUCUUUUUAUGUUCUUACCCUUAUGUUUUUCUUUAGAGGGAGGAUGCCAGAUUGCAGGGUCACUUAAAAAUAUAAAAGCUUGUUUUUUUUUGGUUCGUUUGAAGGCUUCCUCCCUCAGUCACCCCUGUAAAAUUAGACUCGUUCUCUCUCAUGUCGUAUAUGUUCAGUUUCGGAGUUGGAAUGGUUAAAGCGUUCUUACCUGAGAUCGAGAGAGCAGAAUCUUUGUAGCGUUACAC